Messenger RNA from Balearica regulorum gibbericeps (East African grey crowned-crane), 1758 nucleotides. RefSeq names its product ectonucleoside triphosphate diphosphohydrolase 6 (gene ENTPD6). The record is from RefSeq and is a predicted model, not a curated record. Gene Ontology annotation, molecular function: hydrolase activity. NCBI's taxonomy places the organism in Eukaryota, Metazoa, Chordata, Aves, Gruiformes, Gruidae. Gene Ontology annotation, cellular component: Golgi apparatus.
GAGUGAUGUGGGAACCACCCGUUCUGUGUGAAAGACAAGAAAGAAAACAUUUGAUGAAGGGAAGAAACCAAACAUCUAAUAAAUGGAAGCCAUGAAGAUAUCAAAGCGGUUCUUCGCUUUUGGGAUUUUGGCAUGCAUAGCUAUUUAUGUUGCAUACAUAAAAUGGCACUUGGAUUCCAAACCAGUUGUGGUAUCAACAGAAGGAGUUGCUGAAAGCAGAGGAGAAAAACUGAACCAUCAGGCACUGACCACAGAUCUCUCGGUUUUUUAUGGAAUUAUGUUUGACGCAGGCAGCACAGGAACUCGUGUCCAUAUUUUUAAAUUUACACAACAGCCAAAAGAGACUCCCAAAUUAACCCAUGAGACGUUUAAAGCACUGAAGCCAGGUCUAUCCGCAUAUGCAGAUGAUGUCGAAAAGAGUGGCCAGGGAAUAAAAGAGCUUCUGGAGGUGGCAAAGAAGGAAGUUCCUAUGGAGCUGUGGAAGUUUACUCCUCUGGUCCUGAAAGCCACAGCUGGCCUACGGUUGCUGCCAGGAGAGAAAGCUCAGAAGUUACUGGAUAAGGUGAAGGAGAUUUUUCAAGCCUCCCCCUUCUUUGUGAGGGACAACUGCGUGUCAAUAAUGAAUGGAAGCGACGAAGGUAUUUCAGCCUGGAUCACAAUAAAUUUUUUAACAGGUAGCCUAGAUGAUCCGCAGAAGAGAAGUGUAGGGAUGCUUGAUUUGGGUGGUGGAUCAACACAGAUCACCUUCCUUCCCCGCACCGAGGCAACUCUCCAGACAUCACCAGCUGGCCACACAACUUCAUUUCAGAUGUUUAACAACACCUACAAUCUGUAUUCGUACAGUUACCUGGGACUCGGGCUGAUGUCAGCAAGGCUCGCCAUUUUAGGAGGAGUUGAGGGAAAACCCUUAGGAGAAGGGGAGGAAUUGAUCAGCCCUUGUUUACCACCUGGUUUCAUAUCUGAAUGGCAACAUGCUGAGAUAGUGUACAAAAUCAAAGGACAGAAGGCAGGUGAGCCUCUGUACGAGUCUUGUUCUAACAAAGUGGCAAAGAUGCUCUAUAAAAAAGUGCAUAAAGCUGAGGAAGUGAAGGACUUGGAUUUUUACGCUUUCUCCUACUACUAUGACCGUGCAGCAGAGGUUGGUCUCAUCGAUAAAGAAAAAGGAGGAAGCUUAACUGUUGGUGACUUUGAAAUUGCAGCUAAAUAUGUAUGUAAGACCAUGGAAAUCAGCCCUGGAAGCAGCCCUUUCCUCUGCAUGGACCUCACGUACAUCACAUCCCUCCUGCAAGAACUGGGCUUCCCAAGGAGCCAAGUCUUUAAGCUUGCCCGGAAAAUUGACAAUGUUGAAACGAGCUGGGCGUUGGGAGCCACUUUUCAUUACAUCGACUCACUCAAUAGACUCCAGUACUAAAGCUCUUUGAAGAUGACUUUUAGGAAUCUCAGUUUUUGGAAGCCCAACACGGGAGAAUCUGUUGAAGGGCCUGCUUUUGGCCUCUGGAGUCCUUUGGGAGGUCAUCAUAAAUUAGGCCCCUUUCCUCCCACCCCCUUCCAAGUCCCUUCCAUCCCUAGCUCUUUUUUCACAGUGCAGAGUGCAGUAUCUAAAGAAUAAGCCUUGAUUUGACAGCAUCUGCAGUCAUCUUGUUGUAAAACUUGAUCAUUGUUGAAGGAAAACCAGGACUCUGCAGGACAUCUAUAAUCUCUAUGAGAAAAACACACCUUUUUGGAACUUGCCUGUACUAUUUGCUUAUACUGUACUGA